Messenger RNA from Magallana angulata, 2686 nucleotides. RefSeq names its product IgGFc-binding protein-like. The transcript has 5 exons. The record is from RefSeq and is a predicted model, not a curated record. Lineage: Eukaryota; Metazoa; Mollusca; Bivalvia; Ostreida; Ostreidae. Bases 176 to 1660 code for a protein of 494 amino acids.
UUUUUCUGAUCAAUCCGACGGACUGGACGUGUCACAACCGCCGGCGUAUGAUUCCUUAUUUGGAAGACAAUCAGCAUCUUCCCGAGACCAAGCUGACACACCAUCUAAUACAAACCAAAGAGAUCAAUCCAUCCAAGAAGGAACAGCAGAAGCAAAUAGAAAAUUUAAAUAUUACAUGAUUUUGAUUGUAAUUUUAUUUUUGGCUUCCAUUGCUGCACUCGAAGUGGCUUAUCAAAAAUAUUUCAAGCAUAAAGAUGACAAGGAAGAUACUUCUUCAGAUGAUGUUCGGUUAUCACCCAACAAUUCUUUCCCGGAGUAUUCAUCUUCCACAUCUUCCUCGUACAAUGAUCAUACCAAACCCUUGCCAGAGUAUCCAUCAACCACAUCUUCCCCAAACAUGUAUCAUAAUACUACCAAACCUUCCGCAGAUCAUCUACCCGGAAGCUGGGGAACACGUUUUAUUGUGUUGUUCAUGCAAAACAUACGGAAUACGAGGAAAUCCAUUUACGUCACAUCAGUCAACGGAAUACGGAUAAACGUUACAACGUCUGAACGUCUCAAUAGUUCUCUCAAAAGUGAGAUUGACCAAAUCACCAGUAUAUACUCUUUUGAACAAUUCUUCAUUCCAAAUUCACUGGAGUUAGAAGGCUUUAAGAUAGAAACGAAAUGUAUAUUAAUUGAAACUUCUCAAAAUUCUAUGGUUGUAAGUCAGGCUGAUGUCUAUUCAUCGGUUGGGAUGACAACUCAUAUCCCGAUACAUAAACUUUCAACUAAAUAUGUUAUUGUCUCGACAAAUCCGGUGAAAUACUUCAGUCAAUUUGCAGUUGCUUCAAUUAAUGAAAACACAAUAAUAUCGAUAACCUUCCAAAUGAAUGAUACAUUACAAAUUGACGGGAAAAUAUUUCGGAGUGGGGAAACUUUUAGCAUCAAACUCAACCGUUAUGAAACAUACCAGAUUCAACAUACUGUGGACUUGACAGGAACGUUCGUUCAGUCAUCUUUACCUAUUGCCGUCUUCUCUGGAGAUGAUUGCAACAAAUUAAAUGGGCAAGGGUUUUGUGAUCACCUAAUUGAACAAUUGCCACCGACAUCCAGAAUUGAUGCAGUAUAUGUUGUUCCACCCCAUCUGUACAGCAAUACCAAAAUACGAGUCAUGGCCAUCGAUAAAUCAACAAUUUUCUACAAUUGCACAAAUAAGACUUUCUACAAGUCGUAUGAGCGUUUGGAAUACUUUGAUAUUGAUAUUUCAAGCAACGGAGUGUGUUAUAUUCAAUCGAACGGACCUAUUUUGGUAGCAAGUUUCGGUUUAUCUUCUUCAUUAAGCUACAACAGUGAUCCUUCAAUGGUUAUUGUUCCAGGAUUUCAUCAGUACCAAAAUUACUACAAAAUAAUAGUUCCUUUUGGAUAUGAUUACAGCAAUAUUACAGUUAUUAUGGAACAAAGCGACAGUCUACUGCUUCUAAACGGCUACACAGUAGCAUCAAGCAAUAUUCUUUAUCAGGAAUUCCUCUACUAUAGUACUCAUUUCAAGGUAAUGAUAAUUCGUGUGCUCGCAGGUGAACUUACGGUGACUACAACGAAAAGCGAUAAAUUUGGACUAAUGUGUGCUGGCAUAAAUUUUUUCAAAUCCUUUGCUUUCUCUGGUAAUUCUGUAUUGUAAUAUUGGUUGGGAUUUUUUUUUCAUUGUUUAAAGUUAAAGGGGCAUGGUCACGAUUUUGGUCAAAUUUUAUUUUUAUUUUUUUAUUAUUUGCAAUGUUUAGGAAUGCAUUUCUAAUGAUCAAAUGCAAUUUGGGUGCCAGUCGUUGAGUUUUAAGCAAAAUACAGGGCUUACAAUUCUUCGUCAAGUAAACAAGGCUCGUGCCCUGUUUUUGUUUACUAAAGGUUCAAUAUACCAGUACAAAAUCUUUUUAAAGCUGGUUUGUCUAUCUAAUUAUUCAUUUUAAGCAUAAAUGAACAGUUCCUAACGAUUAACAGAUUCAUUUUAGGUCUAAAACUGGAAUUUUCACUUUAACAUUCAAAAUGUAAACACACGCUUUGUUUACAUAGCGAAGAAUUGUAAGCUCUGUAACUCGCUUAUGACUUAUCAAAUGGCAUUCAAAUUUUGGUUGCCUAUUAAAAAUGCCUUACUGAAGUAUUGUAAACAUUAAAAUCGAAAAAAUAAUUGUUGACCAAAAUCGUGACCAUGCCCCUUUAAAUUCUUUAAUACACAACAUGUCCUAAACUUGAGUUACGUGUUACAUAUAGAGAACAGUUAAAAAUAUGAUUUUACGAACAUGAACAUCAGCAGUUUAUUUGUGUAAAUUACAAAUCUGGUUAAAAUGGGCGUUCCUCGAGAUAUAAUAAAAUAUCAGAAUACAUGUUUAACAUUAACCUAUUAAACAAGAGAGAGAGAGAGAGAGAGAGAGAGAGAGAGAGAGAGAGAGAGAGAGAGAGAGAGAGGUUGUAUUUACGCAUUAUUUUGAUAUUUGUAGAAUAUAAAUGUAUAUAGAUUUUAAAGUCAAUAAAAUAUCCGUGCUGUUUGUCGCACAUAUAUUGCAGAAUCUAUUUACUGAUAUAUAUGAUUUAGAAUUAUGACAUCAUUAUGCUACUAAUUGAUCGGAUUAUAAUUCAUCGUUUAUGUGUCAUCAUAUUAAAUGUGAACGUGCAAUUGUUGUUUAUGAAAAUAAAACCAAACGUUCUUAAUUAG